GUAGCGGGGCGUGCAGGACAGGUGGUGAGUUCAAGUUAAUGGCAGCCCGCUAGCGUCGGCGCCGUCCGGGACUCGCGAGGUUGUCGUCGUCUGAAGAUGUUGUUCGAGAGCCCGCUGAGGUCGAUGGUCCACCUGCCCGUCGGCGACAUAUUCGACGAGUUUGAGAGAAGGAUCGCCGUUUACGAGGCGGAGAUUUCCCGUCUGAAGAAGGAAAACUACCGCCAGAGGAAGCUGCUGGACGCCGUCUACAAGCCUGAAAUACGGAUACGCAGACUGGACCUCCAACAGCUCUUAGGUUUUGAAGAGGAGUGGAGCCCAAGUCUGGACCAGGAGGAGACGAGGCCCCAACACAUUAAAAAGGAGGAACUCUGGAGCAUUCAGGAGGGAGGGCAGCUCCUAAGACUAGAAGAAGGUAUCACUACGUUAUCGUUCGCUCCUGUCCCUGUGAAGAGUGAAAACAACCCAGAGAAAACUCACUGCUCACAGCUUGACCACAGCCGAACCGAGGAAGCCAGCACCUCCACUGAACAGAUGAGAACAGAACCUGGUGGAAAGGACUGUGGACCAUCAGAACCACCCGGUAACUCAGGUCCGUCCGAUGAUGCGGAACCAACUAUUUAUUGUCGUCCCCUCUCUCCCGACUGCUGUGAAAGUGAGACUGACGACAGUGAUGGCGACUGUAAAAAGACUAAAGACCAAAGAGGGGACAAUCAAGUGGGUCGACGGCGUUCUACUGAGAAGAAACUCUUGAACUGCUCCGUCUGCGGUAGAGGGUUCACUCAAAGAGCAGAUAUACAAAGACACAUGAGAAUACACACAGGGGAGAGACCGUUCAGUUGCCCGUUUUGUGGUAAAGGGUUUGCUCAAAGGGGAUCGAUGCAAAUACACAUUAGAAUACAUACAGGAGAGAAGCCUUUUCGUUGUUCGGUCUGCGGUAGAGUGUUUUCUGAAAGAGGACAUAUGCAGACACACAUGAGAAUACAUACGGGCGAGAAACCCUUUACUUGUUCAAUCUGUGGUAAGAAGUUUUCUCAAAAAGGAGCUAUGCAGAGACACACGAAGGUCCAUACGGGGGAGAAGCCUUUUAGCUGCUCGGUGUGUGCUCGAGUGUUUUCUGAAAGAGGACAUAUGCUGAGACACAUGAAAGUUCACUCAGGAGAGACAUCUUUUAGUUGCUGAUUCUACGCUAAAGUGUCUUAUCCAUGCUCAGUAAUCCAGAAGAAUAGUUGACUCGGUUCAUCUGGAUACAACCUUUAUUGAGAGAAACAGUGAAACUGAAGCGGUAGGUCACUUUGAAUCAGAAACACUUGAUUUGUUGUUUCAUUUUAUGCACUUGCGCACAGGAAAUGAAACGAAACAUCGUUUCCCAGCCCACAGCGGUGCAA
Molecule: messenger RNA, 1385 nt
Organism: Lampris incognitus (smalleye Pacific opah)
Lineage: Eukaryota; Metazoa; Chordata; Actinopteri; Lampriformes; Lampridae
Product: oocyte zinc finger protein XlCOF6.1-like
Exons: 2
Coding region: 97-1179 (360 amino acids)
Biological process (GO): regulation of transcription by RNA polymerase II
Cellular component (GO): nucleus
Molecular function (GO): DNA-binding transcription factor activity, RNA polymerase II-specific; RNA polymerase II cis-regulatory region sequence-specific DNA binding
Source: RefSeq, a predicted model, not a curated record